Molecule: messenger RNA, 4572 nt
Organism: Mercenaria mercenaria
Lineage: Eukaryota; Metazoa; Mollusca; Bivalvia; Venerida; Veneridae
Exons: 21
Coding region: 16-2559 (847 amino acids)
Biological process (GO): homophilic cell-cell adhesion
Cellular component (GO): membrane
Molecular function (GO): calcium ion binding
Source: RefSeq, a predicted model, not a curated record
AUAGAACAGCAAUAUAUGGAAAAAAUCGAGUUUAUUUCAGUACCUCAAAAUGUUAUUAUAUUUUAUUAUUUUAUCAUCUUAGGUGCGGUUGUAUACACUGCAGUGACGUAUGACAACGAUACAUCAGGAAACAUUAUAUACUCUAUCAUAGGUGGAAACACGAACGAUGAUUUCAAUAUUGACUCAACAACUGGGAAUAUCACGCUCGGCAAUGAGUUACGACCAAGAGAAAUAUUGGAAUACACCCUUCAGCUCCAAGCAAAUGACUCGACUAACCAAGGAUAUUUGAACUUGACAUUGAUUGUCGUUACAGUUCCACAGUUACUAUUCCCAGCGGAACCACUAAAUAUUGAAGAGAAUACAGAUACGUCGGGAGGAAGCGUCGUUUGGAUAUGUGCAUCACAAGAUUUGGAUGGUAACGCUAACCCUGACUAUAGCAUUGUUUCACAAAGUGUAAAUGGCACUUUUAAGCUUAAUAAUGACAAAACAAAACUUGUAACGACAGCCGAGUUCGAUUAUGAAGAAAUACAGAGCUACGAAAUUGUAAUUAGCGUAACAGACACAUCCCCACUUAAAUUAUCUUCGACAGCCACACUUACCGUGCUUAUAGAAGACUUAAAUGACGUCGCACCUAAUUUCACAUCUCCUGCUUCUAAAAAAAUACCAGAAAACACAGAUCCAGGCAUUGUUGUGUAUACUACUGUGACGGAGGACCCCGAUACAUUUGGCAGUGUAACAUAUGAAAUCACAGGAGGAAAUACGAACGACGAUUUCAGCAUAAACGCUACAAGUGGUAACAUAACUGUCGUCAAUUUACUCAAUGCGACUGCAACAGCCAACUACAGUCUUGUUAUCGAAGCUGAUGAUACAGUUAACGUGGCUAGUUUAACACUGCUUAUAGAACUCGUACCAGACGGUGACGAGUGUCUUUCCAACCCGUGUCAAAAUAACGCCACGUGUGUAGAUGGUAUAAUUGAGUUUACAUGCGCCUGUGCUCCUGGCUACGAGGGUAUUACGUGUGAAAAUGACAUAGAUGAAUGUGAGCCACACCCGUGCUUAAACGGCGCCACCUGUGAACAUGAUAUUGAUGAAUAUAGCUGCACGUGCCCUGAAGGCUUCAGUGGUGUCAACUGUGAAAUUGAUGAUGACGAAUGUGAGUCCUCUCCCUGUCAAAAUGGUACAUGUCUAGAUCUCAUCAACGGAUACAAUUGUACAUGUGUUCCAGGAUAUGAGGGCGUUAACUGCGAAAUCGAUAUACAGGAAUGUGAUUCAAACCCCUGCAAAAAUAGCGUCAGGUGUGUUGAUAUUGUCAACGGUUACGAGUGUAUAUGUUUACCAGGUUACACCGGAGACAACUGUGAAACAGAAUGUGCGGCCAACACCUACGGUAUAAACUGCAACCAGAGCUGUGCUUGUAAUGAAGAGGGUUCCAUCUCUUGCGACCACGUGAAUGGCACGUGCAGCUGCAAUGCCUUCUAUACGGGAGACAGGUGUGAACUUGAUAUUGAUGAGUGUGAGAAUAAUUCUACCUGUAGCAAGCCGAACGAGGGUUGUGACAAUGUUAGGGGCGGUUACAAUUGUUCAUGUCUAAUAAGCUUCACAAGAAACGCAACAACGGACAACUGUGAUCCAGUUACAGCUGAGGUAACAACAGCACCCGUCCCAGCGGGAAAAGUUAGUGUUAGUGUGAAAUUAGUGUUGGACAUCACUUUACCGGAUACUGUGGACUUCCAGGUUAAAGACACUUUCCAAAGAUACGCAGUGGAAGUAGAAUUUCAGCUUCGUAUAAUAUACACUCGUAGAUUCGGGGUAGUGUUUUUCACCAUAGUUAUUAGGAACCUUAGGAAAGGCAGUCUUGAAGUUGAUUAUGAUGUAAUUGUUGACGACGAUAAAGCUCUUGAAGCGGCUCAAGCAAAUACUGAUAUAGCGACAGAUCCGACAGGAAUUACAAUAUUUGAUGAAACAGCACAGCCUUCUGCAAUGGAGGUGAAUGCAAAUCCAGUGCCGGUUGGUGGGCAAGCUACGGACUCGCUUUUAUGUCAGACCUACGAGGCCACUGCUGGAAAAUGUACAGGUGACUAUGCGUGUGCUGUGAAGGAUGGGAACCCAGGAUGCCAAUUAAAGGACACAGACGAUAAUUUACAAUUGAUCCUUGGACUUGGUAUAGGUAUACCUGCAUUAUUUGUGGCAUUGGCAGUGAUAUUGCUCUGUGUAGCUUAUUAUAACAAUAAGAAUAAGUUCUUACGCCGUAAAUUCAGACACGACUAUGACGACAGGAGCAAUGAGUUAUACGAGCGGAAGAUACCGGUGAGGGCGAACACUGGUCCACCCACCUGGCCUUUUAUAGCCUCACCAGAGUACCCAGAGUACCCACAAUACCCGGACUACUCACGUGAAACCUCUCAGCGCUAUUUGCCUUCUGAGGAUUUCCACGGCCAAUAUGACAAUCAAGGCGCUCAAGAUCGUGACAGUAACAAUUAUACCUGGGACUACCUCACCACUCACCUACGUUCUGGAGAACCGUUCCACAUCAGAAGACCUAAAUAUGAAUACAAAUGAGAGGGCAAACUUCUAUGAAAAAUGUCACAGAUGGCAUUUAUUUGAGUUAGUGUAAACGUUCAUGCCAGUAUAUAUUUGUAUACAAAUAUAAGCCAGUAUAUAUUUGUAUACAAAUAUAAGUCUUUAAACUAUUAAAAUAUAAAUCCUUCAUUAAAUGAAUGGCAGCAUCGGUUACUAUCAGAAACUGGAAAUAUGUGGGACUGAAUUUCAGCCGUACAACAUUAUUGCCUUUUUCUUCAGAACAAAAAGGGAGUAUAGAUUUAAUGUAUCAUAGUUAGUAAUAAGUUGUUACUUUUUUAUAAACAAACAUGGAAACACUCUAAUGAUACCACAUAUCUCCUUGCGAGAUAAUUAUGUUACAAAAAAUGCGGUUCGACAGGAGAAUAAGGUUGUAUAUUUUAUAAGUUUAAAUUAUCUAUGUGCGUCAUACAUGAAUGAAUGCGAAUGAUAUCAGUUUCAAUUUACUAUAUAUAUCAUAGAUUGGAACAUAUAAUUGUUAGUGUUUCUGAUAUGCCAUAUUUACUCAUUCUAUGUACAUAUUAAACGUACUAAUCUAAGCUGCCGUCUCUAACGCAACGGUUCCACAAAUGUGUACUCCAAAAUUUGAUAUCACCUGACAUUUUCUCUUAUAUCACUGAAGAACUCGUAAUGAUUUGGAAAAAAACAUACUGUUUCUGGCGUGUGUAUAUAUAUAAGUAAAUGUACGUCUAGAUCUAGACAAAAAAGACACAAAAUAUUCAUAAUCUUACCAUUUCAUUGAUUACGGGGUUUACCGUUUAAAAUCAUUUAUACUAGCUUUCCUAUUGUUACAUACCUAUAUAUUAAUUGUAUUUUGUAUGUAAAUGAAUUACUAAUGUGUGUUCAUGUAAAGUGUGAUCACAAUUUAUGUACUUUUAUCACACAAUUUAUGUACUUUUAUCACACAUUUUUUUCGAUUUUGAAUGCUUUAUAAGAAUGACUUGUGUCAUAUUUAACUUCAAUGUAUACUGCUAUAUAUUUUGAGAAUUCCACGGGGAUAUUUAUCUUGUUCAAUUACGUUUUUAGAAUAAAAUGCAGUAUUCAAAGGGUCCAAUCUAGUUUUCGUGUAGUUGUUUCGGUAUAUGUGUAUGUAUUUACAUAUCUUGCCAGUUUGAAAGGAAAUUUUUAAUCAUUUUUAAAUUGUAAAUACAGUGCAUGUCUUUCUUUUUAACAAAUGAUCUACUUCAUUUGUUUUUCAUUGAAGUCAAGUCUUUUAAACUUGGUACACACGAUAAAACAGAAGCUCUUUUUCUGUGUAGUUGUGAUUCGCUUGAAUUAUAAAUAUUAUAUCUAAAGGAAUGUUUUUUGUUUUACUUUUAGUUAAGCUACGAUUGAAGUAGUUCGCCGGAUGUGCCUCUUUGGUCCGUAAGAAUAUAGUCCAUAUAUAAAUAUGUCAUUUUCUCGUCUAGAAAAGGUUACAUUUUUGCAUAUAAGCUUGACUGUAAAGAUGAAUGGCUCUGGAUGAUAAAGGCUGAACUGUUGUGUAAAUUGAAAAGUGAAAGUAGAUAUUUUUUAUGUCUACUUACGUUGUAUCACGUAUGUCAGUCACGUGACCGUGGAUUUCUUACAUUAUGCGUAGUCCCGUAUCUUUUGCUGUUCCGUGUUGCAAACUUUCGAGGAAAAGGAAGUCUCGCAUGAAGAAAAUCUGGUAAAAGAUGUUAAACAUACCUAUUCUUUUUAGAAAUAAAUCUAAGUACCGUCUCUAACCUUAAAGGGCGUUCCAAAUUAUAUCAUAAAUGUAAGCAAUAAUGAUAGAGUAAGUGUUCAGAUUAUCAUAAUCCUGCUCAUGAUGAGCAAGCGAUGUAUGUCGUCAUUCCAACAUUUAUUUAGUUACAUUAUAAAUCAUUGUAGUAAGAAAUUCAUUUUGUUUCACUCCAGAAAAUAAUUUCUUUAUACACAAAAUGUAUUCUAAUCACAGAUUACAUAUUUGUUUAAUACCAGUAUUUUCUUUUUUAUAUUAUGUUUAUAUGAAUAAAUACUCUUUAAAAUAUCAAA